UAUGAGGACAGAAAAUUUGGCCUCUAACUUGGUAGUAUAUUAGUAGCAUAGGAUAGGAGGCCUCCAACAAUCAUCCAUAUAGUUUCGGUCUUGGCUUCUUCAAUUCCUAUGUUACAAUGCGAAUCCCAACAACAAAAUCAAAAUGGCUAACUCUGUUACAAAAUUGCACACCAGAGAAGCCCAACCAGUUCAACCAAAUCAUAUCCCACGCCAUUGUUUCCGGCGUGUUAGCAAACGACCCAUUCAUAUCAAGCCAAAUCCUACUCCACUCACUCCCUCACGGCCUCGAAUUUUCCCGCGCUAUUUUCUCUCAAAUCCAAAACCCAAAUGUCUUCGCCUGCAACUUCAUCUUCAAAGCCUACUCCAACAGCCCAACCCCUCGAGAAACCCUCUCGCUGUACAACCUCGUGCGACGUCGUUUCACACACGUCUUGCCGGACAAGUAUUCCUUCCCUUUUCUGUUCAAGGCCUGCGGUCGGGUUCAGCUCACUCGUAAAGGCCAAGAGCUUCACGCUUUGAGUUUCGCUCUCGGGGUUGAUGGGGAUGUUUUCGUUCAAAACGGGCUUAUUUCUAUGUACUCUGCGUGUGGGGAGCUUCAAUCUGCGUUCAAAGUCUUUGAAUUGAUUCCGGUUUUCGUUCGGGACGUGGUGUCAUGGAACAGCAUUGUUAGUGGGUGUUUACAGAGUCAUCGGAAUUGGGACGCACUCCAGGUGUUUGUGAAAAUGCUUGCGGAUGGUUCGGCCAGGCCUGAUGCGGUGGCUUUGGUCAAUGCUCUGAAUGCUUGUGCAAGGCUUGGUUCUGUUGAUUUGGGGAGGAAGAUUCAUGGGUUGGUGUUGAGAAAUGGAUUUGAUCUGGAUGUGUUCUUGGGUUCGUCUUUGGUUGAUAUGUAUGCAAAGUGCGGUGACAUGGAUGGUGCUCGAAGAGUUUUUGAUAGAAUGGGGAGAAGGAAUGUGGUGUCUUGGACUUGUAUGAUUGCUGGUUAUGUGCAGUCACAUUGGUUCAAGGAAGCGAUUGAGUUGUUCAGGGAGAUGCAGUUAGAUGGAGUUAAAGCAGACUCGGCAUUGGUUGCUUGUGUUGUAUCUGCGUGUGGGAAUGCGGGUGCAUUGGAUCAUGGAAGGUGGGUGCAUACCUACUGCGAGAGAAGUGGCAUUGAGAUGAACCUCUCGGUGAAGAACGCUUUGAUCGACAUGUAUUCAAAGUGCGGCGACAUUGAAAAGGCUCUCGAAAUUUUUUGUGACAUGAGCAUAAGAGAUGUUGUUACAUGGACUGCCAUGAUUAUUGGUCUUGCUAUGAAUGGGGAAUCUGAUAGAGCACUAGAAAUGUUUUCAGAAAUGGAAGGGACAGGUUAUGUUAGGCCAAAUGAGGUCACAUUCCUGGGGGUAUUGUCUGCGUGCAGUCAUGGAGGGUUUGUAAACAAGGGUUUGGGCUAUUUGGAAGCCAUGUCUGAAACAUAUAAGCUUACUCCUCGUGUUGAUCACUAUGGCUGUGUGAUUGAUCUUCUUGGUCGCGCUAAUCUGUUGAAUGAAGCUGCAAGGUUCAUUAGUGCUAUGCCUAUUCAACCUGACGUGGUUAUAUGGCGGUCUCUGCUUUUUGCUUGUAGGACAUAUCAGAACUUAGAGCUGGCAGAGUUUGUUGCAAGAAAGAUUGAGGAAUUGGAACCAAGAAAGGCCGAGUCGAGUGUUUUGUUAUCCCAUCUAUAUGCUUCAGCAUCAAGGUGGUUUGAUGUGAACAAGACGAGGAAACGUAUGCCUCUUCAGGGAAUCCAGAAGAAGCCUGGUUGCGCUCUCAUAGAAGUAGAUGGUCUUGUUCAUGAAUUCACUGUUGCCGAUUGUUCACAUUGUGAAAGAAGCUCUAUAUACGAGACACUUGGAGCAAUUAAUAGAGUUAUACAAUCUGAAAGAUUUUAUUAGAAAGCUUAGAUUCUGCAGUAAGCUUUGUUGAACUGUGCAGUGAGCAAACUAUUUCCAAACAACGUGAGCGAGAAUUGGAUCAGUUACAUCGGAAUCUUGUUCAUCUCAAACGAAUCAAUAGUUCAAAGCCAAGUCAUU
Molecule: messenger RNA, 2048 nt
Organism: Rosa rugosa (rugosa rose)
Lineage: Eukaryota; Viridiplantae; Streptophyta; Magnoliopsida; Rosales; Rosaceae
Product: pentatricopeptide repeat-containing protein At1g08070, chloroplastic-like
Exons: 1
Coding region: 117-1910 (597 amino acids)
Biological process (GO): RNA modification
Molecular function (GO): RNA binding; protein binding
Source: RefSeq, a predicted model, not a curated record